Molecule: messenger RNA, 1863 nt
Organism: Medicago truncatula (barrel medic)
Lineage: Eukaryota; Viridiplantae; Streptophyta; Magnoliopsida; Fabales; Fabaceae
Product: cytochrome P450 CYP736A12
Exons: 2
Coding region: 119-1651 (510 amino acids)
Molecular function (GO): monooxygenase activity; iron ion binding; heme binding
Source: RefSeq, a predicted model, not a curated record
AGCAUCCAAUGGAUAAUACAGACAAUUGUUAGCGCAAGACCAUACAUCAUACUAUCAUAUAAAGUAUAAAACACCCCCAAAAACCUUAUACCAAUUGUCAAUCAACCAAGCAAUCAUCAUGUCACCUCUAUCAUUAGCUAUUCCAGCAAUACUCUUUCUAAUAUUCAUUUUGAUUUUAUCAUCUUAUCUAUUUUUUCAUCCAAAUCAACAUCAACAUCAUCAAAAAAAUCCACCUGGUCCAAAACCUUUCCCAAUUAUUGGCAACCUCCACAUCCUAGGAAAACUACCACAUCGUACCCUUCAAUCCCUUUCAAAAAUACAUGGACCAAUCAUGUCCUUAAAACUAGGAAAAAUUCCAACCAUCAUAGUUUCCUCCCCAGAAUCAGCUGAAAAAUUUCUCAAAACCCACGACGCUAUUUUCUCUAGUAGACCAAAACUUCAAGCGUCCGAACACAUGUUUUACGGUGGAAAGGGAUUGGGUUUAGCUCCAUAUGGUUCCUAUUGGCGGAACAUGAAAAAACUUUGUACUUUGCACCUUUUGAGUGGUUCGAAAGUUGAGAUGUUUGCAUCUAUGAGAAGUGAGGAACUAGGGAUGCUUAUAAAGUCGGUUGAUAAAGCAGCGGUUUUAGGUGAAGUCGUGAAUCUUAGUGAGAUAGUUGGUGAGGUUAUAGCGAAUAUUACUUAUAAGAUGGUUUUGGGAUGCAAUAAGGAUAGUGAUUUGGAUUUAAAGGGAGUAAUUCGAGAGUGUAUGAACUUGGCUGGAAGUUUUAAUUUGGCAGAUUUUUUGCCUUGGCUAAGCAUAUUUGAUAUUCAGGGACUAACAAGUCGAAUGAAGAAAACAAGCAAGGCAUUUGACCAAAUUGUGGAGAAAAUAAUCAAAGAUCAUGAGCAAGACAUGAAAAAGGACCCUCACCAUAAGGACUUUAUCGACAUAUUAUUAUCAUUAAUGCAUAAAUCCAUGGAUCCCCAUGAUGAAGAACAAAAACAAGUCAUUGAUAUAACUAAUAUCAAAGCUAUUAUAUUGGACAUGAUUGGUGGAGCAUUAGACUCAGCUUCAACAACAAUUGAAUGGGCCAUGUCUGAACUCUUAAGGCAUCCAAAUGUGAUGAAGAAACUUCAAAAUGAGCUAGAAAAUGUGGUAGGUUUGAAUAAUAAGGUAAAAGAAACUGAUUUUGAAAAUUUACCUUAUCUUAAUAUGGUAAUAAAGGAGACAUUAAGAUUAUAUCCAGCUGGACCAUUGUUAGCACCUCGUGAGUGUUUAGAAGAUGCUACAAUUGAUGGUUACUACAUAAAGAAAAAUUCUAGGGUUAUAAUAAAUGCUUGGGCUAUAGGAAGAGAUCCUAAAAUUUGGACGAAUAAUUGUGACAUAUUUUAUCCAGAAAGAUUUAUCAAUAGUAAUAUAGAUCUUCGAGGACAUGAUUUUCAACUUAUACCAUUUGGGUCGGGUCGUAGAGGGUGCCCUGGAAUUCAACUAGGGCUAAAUACUGUUAGGCUUGUUGUUGCCCAAUUGGUACAUUGCUUUGAUUGGGAACUUCCCUUUGGUAUGUCUCCUAAUGAUUUGGAUAUGAGUGAAAAAUUUGGACUCUCAAUGCCAAGAUUUAACCACUUGCUAGCUGUGCCAACAACUCGUAGACAAAAGUUUGAUAUAUAGUUAAAUAUAUGUAUAUCAAAUUGAAAUGAAUAUGUUUAUAUAUAACUGAAAUAAAGGUCUUUGUGUAGGAAAAUUGUGUAAAUAUGACCCAAUAAAAGUGUGCAGCUAUUGAGAUACAAUUGAUGAUUGUUAUGUUGAACCAACAAAAUGGAUAAGGACUAUGUAUAAGAGAUCAAGUAUAUUGUUUUAGUUUUAUUUAUUUUUGUUGUGUA